AUGGACGACCAAUCAGCACAAGGGCCUGUGUACCUAGAUCCGGAAUACAGAUCCAUGAACCCACGAUACGGCAAAAACAACGAGCAGCCCGUCUGGGGAUUAGCUAAACCUCUUCCGCGUGUUGUGAGACCGGGGAUGCGUCGCGAUGAACACACCCAGCAGGAAACAUACGAUACCAAGCCUCGAGGAGAGGCGGAAGCUGCACCAGAACUCGGCGCAACACCUGGACUGUCUAACUCCCGUUCGAAUGCCACCAAUACGCCUGCCACACCUGCUACACCGACGCAACAUCCUCCCACUUAUGCAUCUGCGGCCCAGCAGGGAGCUCCAGUGGAACAUGCCGUAUAUGGAACCCAGCCCGAUGGCAUGUUGCGGCCAAUGGAAAGUGAAAUUGGUUCUGGCGGGGGAGCUAUGAAAGAGGCAGAAAUGGGGCAGUCGGAACAUGAGGAAUUCCUGAACAACUGGGUGAAAAUCCGAAAUUACUUGAAGGAACCGUUCGCAGAAUGGCUCGCAACCACAAUCGCUCUCUUCAUUGGCCUAACCGGAACCCUCGCAAUAUCCACAGGAGGAACAAAUGCCGGAACCAAGCUCUCAGAAAAUUGGUCCUGGGGACUUGGAUCGAUGGUCGACAUCUAUCUAGCUGGUGGUGUCUCCGGUGCCCAUCUCAAUCCAGGUAUAUCCAUCGCGCUUUGGAUAUUCCGUGGAUUUCCCGGUCGACGAUGCUGUUACUAUGUGAUAGCGCAAGUGCUUGGUGCAAUUACUGCAGCAGGAUUGGCAUACUGUAUCUAUCGCGAUUCAAUUGUCACUUUCGUACCAACUGCCUCUGCUGGUAGCUCCGGGCUUGGGUUUUAUACCGAGCCAAUGAAUCACAUCAGCUCUGCGACGGCAUUCUUCACUGAGUUCAUUGCUGAUGCGAUUCUUCUCUGUGUUAUCUUUGCAAUGGGUGAUGAUAGUAAUGCUCCACCUGGUGCUGGUAUGCAUUCUUUUGUCAUUGGUCUGGUUAUCUAUGUGCUUUGUAUUUGUUUGGGAUUUAAUACUGGAGGGUGUUUGAAUCCCGUGCGAGACUUUGGACCUCGUCUUGUUGCUCUUAUGGUCGGAUAUGGUGGUGAAACAUUUACUGCUCGUAAUGGCUGGUGGUUCUGGGGAGGUUGGGUGGCUACUAUUAGUGGCUGUCUUGUCGGCGCCGUUCUCUACGAUACGUUCAUCUUUAUUGGUGGCGAAUCUCCCAUCAACUACGCGCCCAGACGGCGCAUGAGAGCGAAGCUCAAGGAGGAAACUAAAUGGCGACAUAGACUUGGUAUUGGGAAAUGUAAAAUCCCCUCUUUAGAAGAGGGAAUUAAGAAAUUGGAAGACUGA
Penicillium canescens is the source of this 1356-nucleotide messenger RNA. Its product is annotated as MIP/aquaporin family protein. The record is from RefSeq and is a predicted model, not a curated record. Lineage: Eukaryota; Fungi; Ascomycota; Eurotiomycetes; Eurotiales; Aspergillaceae. Gene Ontology annotation, molecular function: glycerol channel activity; water channel activity. Gene Ontology annotation, biological process: water transport; glycerol transmembrane transport. The coding region runs from base 1 to 1356 and encodes 451 amino acids. Gene Ontology annotation, cellular component: plasma membrane. The transcript has 3 exons.